Molecule: messenger RNA, 3356 nt
Organism: Lotus japonicus
Lineage: Eukaryota; Viridiplantae; Streptophyta; Magnoliopsida; Fabales; Fabaceae
Product: protein TRANSPARENT TESTA 9-like
Exons: 20
Coding region: 325-2676 (783 amino acids)
Biological process (GO): regulation of autophagosome maturation; endosomal transport; endosome to lysosome transport
Cellular component (GO): late endosome; endolysosome membrane
Source: RefSeq, a predicted model, not a curated record
AGGAGUGGGAAUAAUUUCAUGAUUUGUCAUGUCAUCAAUUAUUUAAACCUCAAAGCUUCAUCAGAUUCGAUACGUGUAUGCGUGUGUCAUCAUUCUCGUUCAUUAACUAUUAUUGCUUAAACACACUUCACAAAAUCCAAAACCACAAGAGAAGCUUUCUUUCUGCAACUCAACUCACGAUCUUUCCAGAACCCCAAUCUCUCUGAUCUGAUCACACCAAAUCGCAUUCCCUCUCUUCCUCCGAAACUGCUCGGAACCAUCGAGCAGUUUCGUUUCAAUUCCGAUUAUGCAGCAUGACCUCAAUUGAGCUCUGAUUCUUCAACCAUGUGGUAUAAUUCAUUCUGGAAAUCCAGAGAUCGUUUCUCCUUGGAUCAACUCAGGUCAGUCACACCUUCAUAUUCGCUUCAAUUCUUAGGUCAUUCAAUAAUUGAUUAUCCUGCUUUCGAUUUUCGAUUUUCGAUUUUCAGGUACUUAACUGACCAAUUGACCAAAACUCAGAUUGUUAAUGAGGUUAACAAGGAUUUUGUUAUUGAGGCACUGAGAUUGAUUGCGGAGUUGAUAAUAUAUGGUGAUCAACAUGACCCGAGUUUUUUCGAAUUUUUCAUGGAAAAGCAAGUCAUGGGCGAGUUCGUGCGGAUUCUAAAACUUAGCAGGACUGUUAGUGUUCCUCUACAGUUGCUGCAAACAGUCAGCAUUAUGGUCCAGAAUCUGAAAAGUGAACAUGCUAUAUAUUACAUGUUUAGUAAUGAGCAUGUGAACUACCUGAUAACGUAUUCGUUUGACUUUCGAAAUGAAGAGCUGUUGUCUUACUACAUAUCCUUUUUAAGAGCAAUAAGUGGAAAACUGAACAGGAAUACAGUUUCGCUGCUUGUGAGGACUCACGAUGAUGAGGUAGUUUCAUUUCCACUGUAUGUCGAGGCCAUACGCUUUGCAUUUCAUGAGGAGAAAAUGGUUCGCAAUGCAGUAAGAGCUGUGACCCUGAAUGUUUAUCAUGUUGGAGAUGACUCUCUUAAUAGAUAUAUAACCAGGGAACCUCACACGGAUUACUUCUCGAACCUGGUUUCAUUUCUUAGGAAGCAGAGCAUGGAUUUAAGUAGACUGGUCUCUACUGCCCUGACAAAUCCAGGCCCAGAUUCAACCUCUACUGUUGUUGAUGCUGUAGAUGAAAUUGAGGAUAAUCUAUACUACCUUAAUGAUGUUGUCUCUGCUGGAAUUCCUGAUGUUGGGAGGAUAAUUACAGACAGUAUUCUGAUGGUUUUGAUAUUUCCAAUUCUUCUUCCUUCCAUGAAGAUUGUGGUUGAUAAGGACAUCCAAAGUGGUGUUGUCACGUCUCUGUACUUACUUUGUUGCAUCCUGAGGAUUGUCAAAAUCAAAGAUUUGGCAAAUACCAUAGCUGCUGCUCUUUGUUAUCCCUCAGAGGCCUUUGCAAAAAGUUCUGGGGGUAAUUUCAAUGGCCAUACAUCUGAUCAUGAUUUCACAUCUGAAUACCAAGUGUCAGAUAAUGAUAAUCUUACCAAGCGUGAUACAAUACACUCAAUGGUUGAUGUUCCACGCUCUUCUAGUUCUUCAGGUUAUCAAACAGAAGGUGUUCUUAUUCCAAAAGAUUCUAGCAGUUCAAAUUUGUCUUUAAGGGAGGUUUUGCUUGCAUAUGUUACAAAAGGAGAUGAUAUCCAUGUUUUGGGCUCUUUAGGCAUGCUUGCAACUCUGCUGCAAACUAAAGAACUUGAUGAAUCAAUGCUAGACGUGCUGGGGAUUCUUCCACAACGCAAACAACACAAGAAACUCUUAUUGCAAGCUUUAGUUGGUGAGGGUUCAGAUGAAGAACAACUGUUUUCUACCAGAAGUAGCUUAACUAGGGAUGGAAUUGGCAGUGUUCUUGAUGUCUAUCAUGAAAAGAUCAAGGAACAGUAUGGGGUCUCUUUUCAGUCUUCUGAUGUGGGAAUAAGCCCUGAAGUACAUAGAUUUCAGGUGAUUGAUGCAUUAGCGAACCUCUUUUGCCGGUCUAAUGUAUCUGCGGCGACACUAUGGGACGGUGGUUGGCUUGUACGCCAGCUGUUUCCUUAUAGCGAGUCAGAAUUCAACAGCCAUCACCUUCAAUUACUGAAAGUUUCUUACAAGAAUUGUUCUUCUGCUCUUGUUGAGGAGGUUAAUGGUAUCUGGCCUGACUUUCUUAUUCCUGUUCUAUGUGAUGAAUGGAGAAAGUGCAAAAGAGCAAUGGAGUCGUCAUCUCCUCGGAAAGAACCGGAUUGCAUGCUUGGGCUACAACGAAAGUUCUCUUCAGAAGACAGCAUUCCACACAGGUCAUCUUUGGCUGCUGGAGAAAGAAUGCACGAGUUGGUGAAGGUAUUUGUACUACAACACCAACUUCAAUUAUUCACUCUUGGUAGAGCUUUACCCGAGCAACCUCCAAUUAAUCCUCCUGGUGAUCUCCCUACAAACUGUCGUGCCCAUACUUCUGGGAUUGCCGCGUCAGGCCCGAAGGCUGGCACUGAAGUUUGCAUUGUUAAUGCCGUGCGUUGUAGAAUAUGCUUUGAGAGGGGUAAAGAGCGACACUUAUGCUUUAUAGCAAUGUCUUUAGGAGUAUCUGGUUGGAUUAUUCUGGCAGAAGAGUUGCCACUGAAGACGUCCUAUGGAGUCAUUCGGGCUGUUGCACCUUUGGCUGGAUGCGAUGAUUGAUGAUGAUCACUCAACAUGGCUACACUUGUGGAUCCGUUCAUCCUCUUUACCAUUUCUAGAUCCUGCCAAAUUCAAUGGUUACGGGAAAAUGAAAAGAAAAGGUUUAGUAGAUGGAAGAUGGACAUUGGCGUUCAGGGAUGAGGAGUCUUGCAAGUCUGCUUUAUCCAUGAUUGCUGAAGAGAUCAAUUUUCUGAGUGAUGAGGUUCAUAGAAGACUAAGGCCUUUGCUCAACCUUGAAACUGCAACAGAUCCAUCAAGCUCGCCUGCAGAUGACACCCCUUUGUAUAAAACACUUCAAAAUCCAUUGUAAGUUCUCUGGCUUGGUGUACAAUAGUAUGUUGUUUGCUCAUAGGGUUGGAAAAUAUUAAGUCUCGCCCCUUUUGUAUAUGCCCCCCAAGAUACAUACCAGAUUUUAGAUUAGUAACUGGUACAGUGUCAUUCUUUUUGACAUUUUGUAUACUAGCCUUCCUUUAUCCGAUGUGUAAGUUUAGCCUUAGUUCUCAUUUUAGCAACUCUAACCUAGGCCCUGAAUCUUUUUUUUCAUAUUGCGAGCAAGCUUUUAAGCAAAUGUAAAUCUGAGGGAACCUCAUCAGGAAAGUUUUUUUCUCCUUUUUCGUGUCCUUGUUUUCUCUUGUUUGUAAUGAAGGUCUUUAUUUUUUAUAAAUUUGUGUUGAUGGUAA